This is a messenger RNA of Salpingoeca rosetta, 1452 nucleotides long. RefSeq lists its product as uncharacterized. The record is from RefSeq and is a predicted model, not a curated record. NCBI's taxonomy places the organism in Eukaryota, Choanoflagellata, Craspedida, Salpingoecidae. Bases 1 to 1452 code for a protein of 483 amino acids. The transcript has 2 exons.
AUGAGUUUUAGCAUCUUGGCUGUGGAUUUGCUCAAGUAUGGGUGCUUCCCCAAGUUCCAGGACUGCCGCAAGGACUUGCAAGAGUUCAACCCGUACGCACUGAACCUGUUUGUGUCGCACCGCUGGCUCAGCAAGGAGCAGGCCGAUGACGGCCGCUACUACAAGCAGUUUGUUGGCUGUCUCCUUCGCAUCAUCAACCGUUGCAUCAACAUCAAAUUUCUUGACGAUGAGAAAACAAGCAUGGGCAAGAUGUUCAACCCGGAGUACCUGCAGGAUCGCAGCAUGGGUUACGACCUGUUCCGGCACAUCUUGACGCCCACCAAGGACGAGGUGGCCUUGCUGGAGCCCUUCCUGGACACCGCCCGCCUCUCGGAGGAGUGCAUCAGAGACAUCUUCGCGUACCUCAACGACAUCAACGUCUGGUUCGACUGGACGUGCGCGCCGCAGCACCCGCGCUCUGCAGAGGAGGAAGGGCUGUUUCAGCAGGUCAUGGGCAACUUGCACACCAUCCUCGAGCACUCGUACACCGUGUGCCUGUGGGACGGCUCGGAGUUCUCCCGCGGCUGGUGCAUUGUGGAAGUGCUGAUCGCGCGCACGCUGCGCCUGCUCAUGUUCUACGACGUGAGCGAGGCUUACGACACCCGCGCGCACCAGCGGGAGCGCGCCGCUCCGCUGAACAUGAUGCAGGAGGUCAAGGAGAUGUCCGCGGCCCGCGACAAGACGCCCGCCAACUACUUCGACUUUGCCUCCCAGGCCCCAGAGUACCUGGCGGAAAUUGAAGAGCUGGACACGGCAGACACCAUCCUGGCUGCGUUUGAGAAGCACGGCAUUCAGUGCUCGUACAGCACCGACGCGGACAAGGUGGCCAACAUCUACGCCACCUACAAGCAGAAGUACAAGGACUUCCAGCGCCUGCAGCCCAUCUACUCCACGCGCGUGCCAGCGGACUUUCGCAGCAAGAUUGUCAACACGCUUCGCAACCUCUACGAUGGCGGGGAGAAGCUGUUCAGCCCGGUGCUGUUUGAGUACGUCAGCGCCCCAUCCACAACGCACAGCGAGGAGAAGUACCUGGCGUUCGUGCAGGCGUCCAUUGCCGAACCCUUCUACUGGGGCAUGAUGGUCACCUUCUACCCGCGCCUCAUCACGACGGAGGACCCCGUGAGGCUGCUGGAGACCUUCUUCUUUGGGGUGGAGGACGCCACGGGUGUCGUCUACAACAACGACCUCACGUUCACCACCGAUGACCCCAUUGAUGAGAACAUUGCGCUUGUGCGGAACUUCCCGCGCGUGCGCUGCAAGUACGACUUCAACCUUGGCUUGGUUGCCAGCCACGUACCAGACCUCCUUCGCAGCAUUCGUGAGCUCACCAUCAACGGUGAAGUGGUUGCACGCGCCAUGCACUACUACGAUGAAGGAGAAAGCAGCGGCUGUCGCAAAUGCCUGAUCAUGUAA